This is a messenger RNA of Pestalotiopsis fici W106-1, 534 nucleotides long. RefSeq lists its product as uncharacterized. The record is from RefSeq and is a predicted model, not a curated record. NCBI's taxonomy places the organism in Eukaryota, Fungi, Ascomycota, Sordariomycetes, Amphisphaeriales, Sporocadaceae. The transcript has a single exon. The coding region runs from base 1 to 534 and encodes 177 amino acids.
AUGGCAAACCUGCCGGCCCAACAUCCGAGCCUCGCUCUCCACCUCGUGGAUCGUUCCCUCACGCCACUGAUCACAUCUGCUCAGAACCAGCAACAAGCACAGACUUUGGUAGGCUUGUCACAAACAGCUUUAGGAGCUCACGAGACAGCACAACGCCUGGGCCUGGGGCUUCCCCAGCGGAUAAUGGUCGAACAUGCAUCUAAUGGACCCAUCUUGCUCCAAUCAUUUCUGAACCCUGGUUCAGCGCAGCCGGCCCCGGAGGGACAGAGCUCUGUCAAUGGCCAGAGGACGAGGGGCACAACUGCCCAAGAUUCCACUGGUCAUGAUCAAUUUUCUACUCUGCUCGCCGAAUCUGAAGCAACUGAGGCAGAGGACGUCAAUGCACCACCGCUGCUGAUAAGUACCGUCAUUGCCCCAACCUCAGACGCUGUAUUGGAGUCGAGACGAGCAGCCGCACGUCUAGAGCGAGUGGGUAGAGAGGUCCAAACAAAAUGGGCCGAGUUACAGAAUCCAGACGGCCUUGACGGCAAGUAG